Messenger RNA from Urocitellus parryii (Arctic ground squirrel), 4556 nucleotides. It is a transcript of the gene Sap30l, whose product is annotated as SAP30 like. Gene Ontology annotation, biological process: regulation of DNA-templated transcription. Gene Ontology annotation, molecular function: transcription coregulator activity; protein binding. The record is from RefSeq and is a predicted model, not a curated record. Gene Ontology annotation, cellular component: histone deacetylase complex. Lineage: Eukaryota; Metazoa; Chordata; Mammalia; Rodentia; Sciuridae.
ACUUCCGCUGUCCCGAGGAGGGCGGGGGGAGCGAACUGUUGUGGUGCGGCGCGUUGGGCGGGCGGCGGCCGGGCGGCCCAGGGGCUGCCGCGGGACUCGGGGCGCAGCCGAGCCGCUGAAGGGGUGGGGCGGGCCGGACGCGCCGCGGGGCCCGGGCGCCGCGGGUUCGAGGCCCGGCCCCGCGAGAGGAGGCCGCGCCACCCCAGGGGAGCUGCCGGGCGGCGAGUUUGCCCCGCAACCGAAAGAAGGCGGGGGCCUUCGAAACCCCCUGGCAGCCCGGGCCCAGAGUCCCUAGGGAGCCACCGCGUCCUGGGACGGCCCCCGGGACACCCCUGCUGCAGGGUAGCGAUUCUGGGCCCCCGGCCGAAGGCGCCUCCGGGUGACCCCCGGCGGGGCCCUGCAAGCCGCGGGAGCUGACCCUGGGGCCUCAAGCCGGGAGGCAGGGGCUCUCCGGAGACGUGGGCCUGGGGCUGAAGGAGCCGGGCCUCUCGGACGCGGGGCAGGGCAGCGCCUGUCUGGAGACGGACUCCGGGACUCUCGGGUGCGGGGGUCUCGGCKACCUGCCCCGCGGGGAGCGCGGCCGCGGAGUGGCCUACAAGGUGUCCUCCCCUAGAGGGGCCGGCCCGGGGCGGGGAGAUGAACGGCUUCAGCACGGAGGAGGACAGCCGCGAAGGGCCCCCCGCCGCCCCCGCCGCCGCCCCGGGCUACGGCCAGAGCUGCUGCCUCAUCGAGGACGGCGAGCGCUGCGUCCGGCCCGCGGGCAACGCCUCCUUCAGCAAGAGGGUCCAGAAGAGCAUCUCGCAGAAGAAACUCAAGCUGGACAUCGACAAGAGCGUAAGGCACCUAUACAUCUGUGAUUUCCAUAAAAAUUUCAUCCAAAGUGUUCGAAACAAAAGGAAGAGGAAGACAAGUGACGAUGGUGGAGAUUCUCCUGAGCACGACACUGACAUUCCUGAGGUCGAUCUGUUCCAGCUGCAGGUGAAUACUCUACGACGUUAUAAACGACACUACAAGUUGCAGACGAGACCAGGCUUCAAUAAGGCCCAGUUAGCAGAAACUGUCAGCCGACACUUCAGGAACAUACCUGUGAAUGAAAAAGAGACCCUCGCCUACUUCAUCUACAUGGUGAAGAGUAACAAAAGCAGACUGGACCAGAAAUCAGAAGGCGGCAAGCUUGAGUGAGGAGGAAGCACACCUUAAAGAAAUGAAGUAUAAUGCUCAAUGCACAGGUGAUAUCUGUGACCAUUAAGCCCAUAAAGACUGUUAAAUAUUAUUGUAAAUAAAAAAGUUUGAAUGAUGAAUACUGUAAAUCUUUUUGGUCAGGAGGAUUAUAUUCUCAUGAUUCGGCAUGUGUAUAGAAAGACUUUGUUUUAAGAUAACUACUGGACUGAAAAAAAACAGGUUCAUAAAAAGAAUUUAAAACCGUGUAUUGCAGCAUUCAACAAAGCAUUAAGUCGAUCCUACUGGAAAUAUGGAAUAAGAAAUAUUUUGGUAUUCACCUUGUAUGCCAGGCUGCCACAUGCAAGACAUGGCCCUGGAACAGCAGCGAAGAGCAAUUGAUGAUGGAGGUGUGGGAGCAGACCUGUUUGGACUUGCACACCGCCUACUGAGGACAUAGACGUCCUGCUCUGUUGCAAGCUCUGAUUAGCACAUCAGUUUGACACUGGUCCCUCUCACUUGCCCUGUGCCUUGUACACAGUGAGCACUCCAUCAGUAUUUGUUAGCUAAUUGAGCAGUCACAACAGCACCAGUCCUGUAACAUCUGCUUCCAUCCUCUCAUUGAGACCUCUGCCAUUUCUGUUGCUCGCUGCUCAACUGCUAGGUGUGGAAGAAGUCCUGGUGCAUCAGCAGGGAGGUUUCAGGAGAGUUGCAUGUUUUAUUUGUCCGGGUUCCAGAAACAAUACGAAGACCCUCACGGGAGGGUCCUUUGCAUGCCUCUCUACGCUUUACUCUUUGGGGCAAAGUCAUGUAUUGUGAUUUCAGCCAUGCUCCUCCUGGGUACUAAGUGCUUUUUAACAAACAGAAAUUUAGUGAUUUGGGGCUAAUGUUUUGAGAAGUAUUCAUCCUUAGUUCACAGCCACCAGGAAAUCUGCCAAGGACCAUGUGAUUCCUGUUCGGGAGUCCAGCUGUGGGAAAGCCUGUCUGGCUGCCUUGACUCCCUGGGCUCUGCUAGGCAGCAAAUCAUGAGUUUGAGCAAAAAAGGACGGUUCCACUUGAUCCUCAGUUUUGCAAGAAAUAUGCCUUCCUUUUAGGGAGAAAGAUCAGUAAAAUAAUUUUUCUAAAUAUUUCAAUUUCAAUUAACCUGAUUUUUUUGUUGCUGUUCAAAUUCUUCUAUCCAAUUAUAUCAGAGCCAAAGUAUCCUGUGAAAGCAAAGAUUUAUAUUCAGAAGUAUACUUAUGCAAAAUUCUCUUAUAGCGUCUUGGUGGGACAGAGAAUGUAGAUCAGAAAAUGGGAGAAAAAGAUAAGAAAAUUGGAUUCUAAUUUCUAACCAUCUUGACAUAUGUUAUAGUCAAAGGUAUGAUUUUUUCCUUCUUGGUUGGUUUCAAUUUAAGCCUUAAAUGAUAAGAGGAGCAAUGGACAGCCUGGCAGAGUUUUAGUGUCUUAUCUGAGCUUAAUCUGAGUACUGUCUCAGAGAAGUCAAAACUAAACCCACACUGAGCAGGUGGUGGAAUGUCUGGAGGUCUCAGUUCCGUGGAACAGAGUACUGUGGUUUCUAUGGAAUGCAAACAAGGCCACCGCUGUCACUAAAAUGCAGUAUGUUCGUUGCCCCAUAGCUUUCGCCAGUGUUCAAAAUGCAUGUCCAGCAGAUUGCAGCUUUUCAAAAUAUGUGUAAAUGAAUGUACAUAGAAUAUACUCUGGGCAAUGAGGGGGCCUAUUUUGAUACGUCUCCUGGCUGUGGAGGGUAUAGCAAGGUGCUCUGAGUGUUUCAGUCAUUCUAAUUCAGUAUGUAUCUAGGGACUAUCCCUCCUUCAUAGCUGACGGAUGUUGGCAUAGCUAUCGAAAAGGCUCAGCAGGAGCUGGAGUUUGGGAGCAGAUGGGCCUGCAGGAAAAGGCAUCAUUAACCUGAUCCAUAGACAUGUCCAUGUCUUAAUGAGGAAGAAAGUGGAUCUUUCUGAUAUGUGAACCAAAAUUGUGGGCAUUGUAGGUCAUGUCACUGUUUCUUUAAUAGCAAAUCUGUUUUCCCAGCUGCGAGCAGUACAUUUCUGGAUAAGGUAUGGUGUUGGGGGCCGUUCAGCUGCAUCUGUAAGAACGCUGUUGUUCCAAAGUGAAGCCUGGGAAGCUUUUCACCUUGAGCCAGCCGCUGCGCACACAUGGUCACGUGUUGUCUUUCCUCUAAAGUGGCUGCUAUAGGAAAGUAGAAAUUGUGGGUAUCUUUUCAACCUUUCAAAACAGGUGAGAGAAAAACAAAGUUAUUUGAACUUGGGUUUUUCUCACGUCCAGAAGUCUGUUCUUUCAUCACGCUACUAAACCACUUGCCUUAGCCUCUUCUGCAGUUCUUGAUGGCUUUAUCCAUGGGUAGAAGACUUCUGCCUGUGAGAAAUGGCCAGGCCCUCCAAAGCCACUAGGUCUGGCUCUAGGGAGUGGUGGGUUUGGGGAAAGCAGUGUUCAUCCUGGCUGCCUGCAUUUCUAUGCCACUGUCAAGGACACUUCCCUCCACCUGUGACGUUGCAGCAUUGCCUUCUCUCUUCUUGGUGCUCCUGGGCAAAACUGGAAUUUCAGAUCCAGAACUGGUAUUGUCUUCUUAAAGAGUACAGUUACUGCCUCAGUUUCAGCCUGGUAUGAUUGUUUCAUGUGCCCUGAAGGUUGUCACAUGCAAAUGUCAAUAUCCUACCAUUCAUGUUUCAUUUUAAGGUUUAAAAAAAAAAACUUAGGUUGACAGUGGUAUAUGAAGAAGAUCAUAACUGAAUCUCACAAAAGAUUGAAAGCCAAAGGAUUCAGGACUACUGUUGUAAACAAGGAGGGAUUUCACUGUGUGUUACAGCUGCCGAGCGUUAGAUGUUCCAGUUGUAGUUAAAUAGUCACUGCUAGCCUUUUGGAGAGCAGAUUUUAAUAAUGUUUGUGAUGGAAUGUUGCAUCUAACCUUGGCAUUUGAGCUGUUUAUUUUGUGGGAAAUACUUUGUUAAUAUCCACAGAGCAACUGCCUGGUGGAAGGCGGAGGAGGGGAAGAAGCUUUCUCUGGAAGCCUUGCAUACUGAAGUAGGCUGUCCCACAGGUGGAUCCCAGAGAAUUUGCUUCAUGGAAAUCAUCUGAAGACUCAAUUGCCACAAUGACAAGAUCCAAAGGUUGGGAAAGGGUAUUUAAGUGAUCCAGUCCAGUCUCCCGUAGGUGCUGACAUUCUGCCUCCAACUGUCCCACCAAGGGAGCAGUCUGGGCUUACACACCUCUGAGGACAGAGAACUCACUACCUCCUGGGGAAGCCUGUUCUACCUUUGUAAACCUCUGGCUUUUCUAUGUUCUCUGUAAUUCUCAUCUUAGUCCCUGCCCCAUGGGGGCCACAUGGAAAGUUUCUCAUAUUGGCAAGGACCUCAUUUCUGGCAUUGGCCCACAGCAUUGCC